Molecule: messenger RNA, 1745 nt
Organism: Oryzias latipes (Japanese medaka)
Lineage: Eukaryota; Metazoa; Chordata; Actinopteri; Beloniformes; Adrianichthyidae
Gene: map6d1
Product: MAP6 domain containing 1
Biological process (GO): cytoskeleton-dependent intracellular transport; regulation of microtubule cytoskeleton organization; microtubule cytoskeleton organization
Cellular component (GO): Golgi-associated vesicle; cis-Golgi network; microtubule
Molecular function (GO): microtubule binding; calmodulin binding
Source: RefSeq, a predicted model, not a curated record
CACUGCAUCACAGUUAUGUAACCUCCAGGGUAUCGGUUUGGGCCAGGAGGAAAGAGCCGCUCCUCUUCACUUCUCUGUGGAGACAUAUGAGUUGCAAACCCACGCAGACUCGCGUGGGUCCUGCGUGCUGCUCUGCACCGUGGAUCACACGGACCUCGUGAAGGGAAUGCUCAACGACGCCCCCCGCCCCCCAGUCGGAUCGGCUCAUCUUCCGCCGGCACUCCUCUGCUGCUGACAUGUGGACACUCCGCUUCACGGACACGCAGACAUGACUACACUUUUUCUGAAUGUAAUCUUCACUCUUUUCUAGUUUUUCUUUCUUUCUUUCUUGUCCCUCGUGGGGGGAAGAUGGCUUGGCCGUGCAUCAGCAGAGUUUGCUGCCUGGCUCGCUUCUGGAACCAGUUCGACAAAUCGGAUCUGUCCGUCCCCCUUACUAUCCAGAACUACUCGGACAUCGGCGAGCAGGAGGUUCGGUCCGUGACCAAACAGGUUUUGGAUGCGGAGCGCCCACCGCCCAACGACUUCCGAGCCAGAGGCGCCCCGCGGGCUCCCGUGGACGGUUCGGGGACCCGGGGGUCCUUCAGGGCACGGAGGGAGCCCAGCUACAAACCCCGAGAGGACUACCACCGGCCGGGAGUGCCUUUCCCCAGCACCACUCAGUAUAAACAGGAUUUCAAACCCUGGCCGAUCCCCAAAAAAGAGAAUUUCCCUUGGGUUAGUAAUGGGGCCAGCAGGGCGGACAGUGGUUCGGACAGCCCGGGGAAGGGGCAGAGGCCGGGGGAGCAGGAGACCAAAACCAGCUCUUACAGGCAGGAGUACAGGCCGUGGCCGGGGGUGAAGCCGGCCGAAAGUGCAAAGAGAAAUCCCCCCACUCAGUAUUAUAGCCCAGGGACAGAGCCCAUCCCACGAGAGACCAGCUACCAGGCUGCCUACAGCGGGGAGAGCAGCAGGUCUGUAGCUGUGCAUCCGGGGGAGUCCGGUUUUGCCUCCAGCGCACAGCCUCAUCCUGCCACCCAGCACACUGCCCCACAUGUCUGCAGCUCACAGAGUCCCCCCAGCCUCCAGCCCAAGAGGACGGAGUCCAGUGGAGCAGGCAAAGCUGAGGAGCAUCUGGUGAGGACCAAACUCCCCCCAAACCCGUCUGCUGUGUUUCAAAGUGGAUCAAGGGUCUUCAACAUCUGACAGCUGGAACCCAUCCCCAUUCCCCCUCUAUUCCACUUCAGUCACUUUCAAUUUUAAGGAAACGACAGGAGAGCGCUCGUCAGUUCUGCAACACAAGGAUCUAUGCAAGAGAAUGUGUUGUUGUGAAGCCUGUGCAUCUGCAGCUCUGUGUCCCAAGUUGAGACAGAUCCCCCCUUUCCCAUUUAUGUUACUAUGGAAACAAAAAUGCAUGCAACUUAGUAGGUAUGAAACAAGCAAUUUAAAAAAAAAAAUGUUUCUUCCUACAGCUGUAAACGCACAAAAAAACCCAGGUUGUUGUGUGUUUGUGUGCCUGCUUGUUUUUCCUUCUAUUGUACUUAUUUAAUGCAGCAAGGAGUAAGGAUGUGUUUGACUGCAAUUCUGUGCUACUAUGCUCCUCAUGUUUGUGGAUGCUUGCUUGAGAAUAAGUUAUUUCCUUCAUAGUAUUUAGUUAUAUUACUAUUUUGGGGACAUGUAGUUGGAUCUUUUUGUACAUGUUGAUGUCAGAGGAAAAGAGCAAAUAAUAAUGUGACUUGAAUGACAAAAUAUUAUCUAGGUUUCUAGCA